Molecule: messenger RNA, 897 nt
Organism: Aspergillus caelatus
Lineage: Eukaryota; Fungi; Ascomycota; Eurotiomycetes; Eurotiales; Aspergillaceae
Exons: 3
Coding region: 1-897 (298 amino acids)
Source: RefSeq, a predicted model, not a curated record
AUGCCGUCUAGCUCCCGUGCUCAGGAGAAGUCCGUCUCACGACUUAUAGAGCGGCUUUGCAACUGCAAGACGGAAAUUAUUACCGUCGAACGCUGUCGUAAGAUGGGAAUCGAGGUAGCCCCAAUUUCACUGGAGGACAUGGCUGAUCCGGAGUUGCGCCCGUGCUAUUUUCGUGCUACCCCGUCGGACUUUAUGGAGCAGCAUCCUAUAAACCAAAAGUAUCUGCAAGGUUUGAUGAAAGAGGACGCCCGUUUACUUACGCUUCGGGAAUAUGAUCCUGAGGUUGCCAGCAAGAGUGGCCCUACUGCUACACUGGCUGAACGCAUUGCGGCCAAUCCAGCAGGUCGAGUAAGGCAAAUCACCAGAAUUCUUGAUCAUUAUAUCUGUCAUGUGGUUCGUGAUAAUAUGCCUUAUGGAUAUGCUAUGGUACAUGUCAGGGGAUGGAGCUAUGCAUGUGAGAGCGACAUCAACCCGCUCGCAAUGGCUUACUAUGCACCGACAAACCUCAUUGCAUAUACCAAGCAUCGCACCGUUACGAUUUAUGAAGUGGACAAUCAUCGAAUGCCACAUGUGGCAAUAGUUACGGAGCACUUCACUCAUCAGGAAACCGACGAGAAGGAUUUAUAUGUUCAUGAGCUAGUCUCUAUCCUGAAAGCCAUGUCCAUACGUUACUCCCAGCCUGAAUUCGAGCAAUAUAAAGUGAUACCAGUCCUGCUGCUGUCCUUUAUGUCCCCGCAGAACGGCCGCAUUCUCGAAGCAAAUCUUGAUGAAAGAAAACUAAUUGUCCGAAGAAGCCCAAUGUACAGUUUCAAGGCCAACAGAGAUGCCCCAUUCGAGCUUUUCUCCCGUUGGUUACUCGGUGACCCCAUCGGGAUGACGUCCAUCACCGAAGAGUGA